AUGACUCUCGAGAACAACGCGGCGUUCCUCGACGGGCCACGACAACGUCUCAGAGUGGGACCCGCCAGCAUUGGGAAGCCUGGCCCCGGAGAGAUUCUGGUCAAAAACCAUGCCGUUGCAAUAAACCCAAUUGAUAUCCUAGUCCAAGAUCUGGGCCUGUUCAUUCAAAACUGGCCCGCAAUUCUUGGACAUGACAUCGCCGGAGAGGUGGUCGAAGUGGGCGAUGGAGUGACUGGGUUCGAGACUGGAGCACGCGUCACAGCACACGCCCUGGGGUUCAUAACCGGAAAGUCCGAGGGUUGGGGGUUCCAAACAUAUACCAUCAUCCCAGCACAUGCCGCAGCGGCUAUCCCACAAAGCUUGAGUUAUGAAGACGCUGCUGUAAUACCGAUGGCUUUCUCCACCGCCGUCGGAGGACUCUACCAAGAUGGCUUCCUGGGUUUGCGGCUUCCGCAGAACAGCCACGAGAAGACGGACCAGACUCUCCUAGUCUGGAGCGGCAGUUCGAGUGUGGGUAGUGCAGUCAUCCAGCUUGCCGCUGCCUCCGGGGUCAAUGUCAUUGCAACCGCGUCGCCAAGAAAUUUUGAAUACUGCAAAUCCAUUGGCGCAACGGAGGUAUUCGAUCAUGCUGAUGAGAAUAUCGUUGAAAAGCUGGCAGCCAGGCUGGAGCAGAGUAGCUUGGUCGGCGCUUUCGAUGCGUUCGGUGCGGAAGACAGCACUCGCAAGGUUGCUGGAAUUCUCUCACGAAUUGGAGGCGGUUUGAUCGCUACAGCAGGGCAACCACCAGCAGAGCUGCCGGAAGGUGUCACGGCCAAACAAAUGCUGGCAGGAUUGGUGCCAGACACAGAUGUCGGCAAAGCUCUCUGGAAGGAUUUUCUUCCGGCUGCGUUGGCGAGCGGCCAAUACAAACCUGCGCCCCGCGCAAAUGUCAUCGGCGAAGGGUUGGAUAGCAUUCAAAGUGGGAUUGACAGGUUGAAACAGGGAGUUUCUGCAAGCAAAAUCGUGGUCAAGUUGUAG
Fonsecaea nubica is the source of this 1017-nucleotide messenger RNA. RefSeq lists its product as hypothetical. The record is from RefSeq and is a predicted model, not a curated record. Lineage: Eukaryota; Fungi; Ascomycota; Eurotiomycetes; Chaetothyriales; Herpotrichiellaceae. Bases 1 to 1017 code for a protein of 338 amino acids. Gene Ontology annotation, molecular function: oxidoreductase activity, acting on NAD(P)H. The transcript is spliced from 3 exons.